This is a messenger RNA of Cordyceps fumosorosea ARSEF 2679, 2388 nucleotides long. Its product is annotated as WD domain protein. The record is from RefSeq and is a predicted model, not a curated record. Gene Ontology annotation, molecular function: protein binding. Gene Ontology annotation, biological process: proteasome-mediated ubiquitin-dependent protein catabolic process. The transcript has 6 exons. The coding region runs from base 1 to 2388 and encodes 795 amino acids. Lineage: Eukaryota; Fungi; Ascomycota; Sordariomycetes; Hypocreales; Cordycipitaceae. Gene Ontology annotation, cellular component: GID complex.
AUGCACCGCCACAGUGCUAAAAGCUACCCAAAGUUGACAAGUGCAGCCUCCACACCUGCUCUGGCAAGGUUUCGGCAUUCUGUACCAAGUGGCUCGCGCCGUGCUUUCUCCUUCGCCACAAGCCAUUCACCACCCGCCCCCCGUCGGCCGGCUCCUGAAGAAAUUCCGCCUCUUCAACCUGCGGCCACCCGCCGCGGCGAGGUCGAUCUGGAUCGACUCUCAUCCGAUUCGAGUAACCGCCCCGCCGACGCCGACGACGACGCCUCGACGAACGUCACGACCACGACACCGACACCGACACUCACGUCGGCAACAGCUACGCAACAAACACCCGCUUCUGCAUCAGCUACUUCUCCGGCCGCUGGCCCGCGCUCCCAUCCGCGACCUGUUGCAUCAGACGGCCCCGGCGCCAAUACAAAUAUAGAGUCUUACUUGGCCCGUUCCCGUCUGCCGCCGCCACCGCCGCCUCCACCGAUACUGCCCUUCCAGAUACUCGGACGACGCCAACGCUCCGCCAGCCCCAGCCCCGACGCCCACGGCGCGCCACUCGCCUCGGCUGCUGCGUCCUCGGGUGCAGACUUCCAAGAACCACAGCCCAAACGAAGAAGGCGCACCCCAGCAGACAUGGUUGCUGCUGACAACAACGGCACGGCCUCCAAUGGAGCUGUGCCCCAGCCUACUGCCAAUGGGACAUCAUCGCGGGCGGCAAACGGAAACACGGCGAAUGGUGAUGCCAAACCUUCGAUAGCCAUGAAUGGCUCAUCAGCAAAGGGGAAGCGGGUGGGGGCCGGCCCUGACCCCGAAACCUACCUCGGCCACAACAGAGAAGAGGUCACCCGUAUCCUCAUUCAGGCUUUGACCGACAUGGGCUACCAAACAGCCGCCGAGAGCGUCAGCCACGAUAGCGGCUUCAACCUGGAGAACCCGACCGUAGCUGCCUUUCGAUCAUCUGUUCUGCAGGGCGCUUGGGACGAGACGGAAGACUUGCUCAACGGUGCUACCACGCUAGACGAACAGGGAGAGCUAGGGAACGGCCUUGUCCUCGCAGCUGGGUCGGAUCGAAGCACCAUGCGGUUCUGGGUUCGUCAACAAAAGUAUCUCGAGCUGCUGGAGCUGCGAGACACCUCCCGUGCCCUAAUGGCUCUACGAAACGACCUGACGCCGCUCUCUCAAGAUACAGAAAAGCUUCGCUUAUUAUCAAGUCUGCUCAUGUGUCGCUCAACAGAUGACCUCAUGUCCAAAGCAAACUGGGACGGUGCGCAGGGCCGGUCACGCCAUAGAUUGUUAUCAGAACUAUCCAAAUGUAUAUCACCCUCCGUCAUGCUCCCCGAAAACCGUCUUGCCGUUUUAUUAGAUCAUGUGAAGAAGAGCCAGAUAGAUACCUGCCUUUACCACACCGCCGCUUCCUCUCCAUCCUUAUACUCUGACCACUCCUGCGAGCGCCGGAACUUUCCCACCGAAGUCGCCCUCGAACUCACCAACCUCGAGGGCGAGGCCUGGCAAGUUCAGUUCUCACACGACGGCUCCAGACUCGCUGCUUGCGGCAGUAGCACUGUCGUCACUAUUUGGGAGACAACUCGUUUCUCAGUUAUCUGCUCUCUUCGUGAUCACGACAGCGGGGUCGGCAACAUCUCAUGGAGUCCCGAUGACACAAUGCUCGUGACUUGCUCACAAGACCGUUUUGCUCGUCUUUGGGAUGCUAGAUCCGGUGCAUUAAUAAAGGCACUACCUAGCUUCGACCAACCCGUCAGCGGAUGCCUAUGGGCUGCCGACAGCAGGUCUUUCGUACUGGGUGGGCUCUCGCGCUCACAUGGGCUGUGUACGUUUUUGGUGCAUGGCGACGAGAUUCAGGAGUGGGAUAGGGAGCAUCGAGUGCAGGACCUGGCUCUCUCGCCCGAUGGCCGCUGGCUCGUAGCUCUGGACGACCAAAACACGUUCCACGUCUACAAUGCUAAGACACGCGAGUUUAUCUACAGCCACGAGCUCAAGGCGCGGCCAACAUCCGUCAGCAUCAGUGAGGACUCAAAGCACAUGCUCCUCAACAAGCAUGACGGCGAGGCACAACUCAUCGAGAUUGAGACAAGGGUGCACAAGCAAAAGUUCCUAGGCCACACGGGCGGUCAGUUCCUCAUACGCAGCUCGUUUGGAGGUGCCAACGAGGGAUUUGUUGUCAGUGGCAGUGAGGAUGGCAACAUACUCAUCUGGCACAAGAACACGGGCGCGGCCGUCGAGCGCCUCCCGGGCCACAAGCCGCGCUGCAACGCCGUGGCCUGGAACCCGGCAGACCCGUGCAUGCUGGCCUCUGCCGGUGACGAUAGCAAAGUCAAAAUCUGGAGCAACAAAACCCGAGCCGCGGAGCUCCGAGCCUUGCACGGUAACGUCUCCUAG